Erigeron canadensis is the source of this 3212-nucleotide messenger RNA. Its product is annotated as protein LONGIFOLIA 1-like. Bases 321 to 2822 code for a protein of 833 amino acids. The record is from RefSeq and is a predicted model, not a curated record. NCBI's taxonomy places the organism in Eukaryota, Viridiplantae, Streptophyta, Magnoliopsida, Asterales, Asteraceae. The transcript is spliced from 5 exons. Gene Ontology annotation, biological process: regulation of monopolar cell growth.
AAAUGUCAUUAAUUUAGAUCACAAAAAAGUUUUCUUUUUUUUUUUUUUGCCUGCCAACUGUUUGUGAUUUUGUCUCAGAGAAAUGUGGAAGGAGUUGACCUUUAUUGUAUAGUCAAAAUGUUCUGUACAAGAUCCAUUUUUAAAAUGUUGUGAAGAUUUUAAUUUGAAUGUCAAAAAAAUUUACAUCUCACCUCCCAUGUACCCCGCACUGGAGUGAUUGGGUAUAAUCGUCAAAAUUUAGGUUUUGAAUUCACGUUUUUGUGGUCGAACUCGAAAAAGUAUGGAAAAGUGAUAGUCAUUGUGUUGUUUUGAGUAGUUAAAUGGCUGCAAAGUAUUUGCAUUCAUUGGCAGAUGAAAAUCAAGAUUUACAGAAGCAGUUAGGAUGCAUGACUGGUGUGUUUCAUAUCUUUAACCGAAACAAUAUUGUAUCCGGAAGACGUGCCAUUGGCCCCAGCCCGAAAAAGGGCCUUCAUGGCAGCUCACUUUUCAACAAUCGGACACCAGAUAGAGAGUCAAGUGUUAUCUACCAUAGAAGCCCCAUUUUGGAAAGACAUAGGGUAUCUACCGAAUCAUCUAAAGUCUCUUUCUCCUCAUCGUCUCCUCCGUCACCCUUCCCCUAUGAGAAUUAUAAGAUUGAUACAGGGACUCGUCAAGAACGCGAGGAAUCAAACUCCUCUGGGAAAAUGAACCCUCAAAAUCUGGACCUUAGAGAUGUGGUCAAAGACUCAAUGCAUAGAGAAGCCCGUGGGUUAUCACAUAAAACUAUUAUGAAGGAGUCAGAUGAAUGGUAUUUUGAUGAGCCUAGAGAACUGUCGAGAUCAAAAUCUUGCCAUAUUAAUGACGUGUUACCAAUUUCAGUUUCCAAAGAUUACCCACGGUUCUCUUAUGAUGGGAGGGAAAGCGACCGUUUGUCCAACAAAUCAGACUCCAAAACAACCAGCUCAAAGAAGCUUAAAGAACCACCAAGGCUUUCUUUAGAUAGUAGGGAACGAUCCAUACGUACUCUUAGCUUCAUUUCACUUGUACCCAUAAAAUCGCCUGAGUCAAAAUCUAACCUUUCAAGAAACCCUGUUGGCAUCGAUGACCAGAAGGAUCUUACUCGGACACGGCCACCAAGUGUUGUAGCUAAAUUGAUGGGUUUAGAAACUUAUCCUAAUUCUGCCUCCAAUAGCAACAAAGAGUUGGUCGUUGACCCAAAUUCAUUGUCAAAAGGUUCAAGUGUCCCUGAUUUUUGUGGGUCGACCACUAAAAUGUCAAAUUCCACUAGGACCUCAUUGAGAGAACCAACGUCUCCGUGCUGGAAAAAUUCGGACAUGAAGCCAAUUUCUAGAGUACCCAUUGAAGCAGCACCAUGGAAGCAACGGGAUGGAGCUCGUGCUAUUGCAUCAUCAACCAAGAUACAGAUCCCCACCUCUUCUGUUUACAGUGAAGUGGAUAAAAGAUUGAAAAAUCUUGAAUUUGCACAGUCUGGAAAGGAUCUUAGAGCUCUUAAACAAAUAUUAGAGGCAAUGCAGGCUGUUGAAGCUAGAAAAGAAGAGAGACAGGAGACAGCGGAAACAUCUUUGGAGCAUAAUCAUCGAAAUGUGCCAUCUGAUGUUUCAAAGGCUCACGGGUCCCAUAUUGUCAUUAUGAAACCCACUAAGCUUGUUGGAAAGGGUUUUGCAAACAAUAAAACAGGUAAAGACGUGAUUACCGAGAGGCGAUCUCGCCUGGCCACAUCUUAUAUAGAUUCGGCCACAUCUUAUACAGAUUCUAGUAAACCAAGAAAGCAGUCAAAUAAGCACCAUUCAGAGUCUAAGUUAACUAGGAGGAGGAAACAGCCUUCAAAUAUCCAGCAAAGCGAUCGAAUUAUGAGAAAAGUUGAUGAUGGUAGAGCGUUGAAGAUGGAUACAGCGGUUAAUGCAUCUGAAUCUUCCGAAGAAACUAAUAGUAGGCAGAGUUCUAGCUCAACACCAGAGAAAUCAACCUUGCUCGUGAAGAUAGGUGAACCGCUCACUCCAGAAUAUCCAAGUCCAGUCUCGGUUCUUGAUGAUUCAGUUUAUAUGGAGAAAUCACCUUCACCUGUGAAACCUACACCAAAUCACCAAAAAGAUAAUGUUACUCAAAACCCUGCUGAUAUAAUUGUUAAAGAUGGAUACAAAGCAACAAACAAUGUUUUACCAAACAGGAUCAUCUCAGGGGUUUCAUCUCAGAUCGAUAAUGAAAGGCUGAAGAAAGUUCAGGAUUUGGUUCAAAAACUCAAGAGACUCAAUACCAACGACGAUGAAACUCACACAAAUCACAUUGCAUUUCUCUGUGAAAACACGAACUCUACUGACAAAUACAUCUCAGAAAUCUUAUUAGCUUCAGGGCUCCUCCUUAGAGACCUUGAAUCUUUUAAAUUUCAUUCAUCUAGUCAUCCAAUUAACCCCGAGCUAUUUUUAGUCAUGGAACAUAUCAAAUUCAGCAACCUGCAACAAGGAAAAUUUCACAGGAAGCUAAUAUUUGAUGCUGUUAAUGAAAGUCUCGUGGGAAAAUUAAGUUCACCUUCUAAAUUGAUGCAGAAUCCUAGAAAGCUUUUAAAAGAGAUAUGUUUGGAGAUAGAACAGUUGCAUGGGUGUACAAAAAGAGAAAGUAGUGGCCUAGAAGAGGAGGGUGAUGAUUUAAUAAAAAUCUUGAGUGAAGAUGUGCUGAAAAACUCAGAUAUAUGGACAGGCGUAUAUGGUGAAAGUUCGGCGAUCUCAGUGGAGGUUGAGCGUUUGAUCUUUAGAGAUUUGGUUUAUGAACUUGUUAUGAGUGAGGCUUAUGAUGGUAAGCUAGGAAUGCCCGGUAUAUUCUGUUAAGUGUAGUUAUUGAAGUUAUUCUUACUGCUCCGACUGCCCGGGCUCCAGUGAGUUUUACGGGCAAAGUUCACUUAAUUUUUAACAAAAUCUCCAGUCACCCAUGACUGUGGAUUGGUUUUAAUAUAUUAGCAUAGAUAGAGACUUGUGACCAUAUAUUAGUUUUUCUCCUAACUUAAUUGGAAUAGUUGGUUAGGGUGUGUAAAUUAGUGGUUCCAAGUUCAAACUAUUGUAACUAGUGAACUGAACUACCUGACUAGGCGUAUUUGGUUUCGGUUUAAGGAUUUUUGGAAAAUCGGUUCUUGGUCCGUUUGGUUCUAUUCCGGUUUCACUAGAGACAAAAAGAUGUAUAGAACUAUUUAUUUAUGAAAUGUUAUUUAUGUUUUUCUACAA